Molecule: messenger RNA, 1923 nt
Organism: Suillus subaureus
Lineage: Eukaryota; Fungi; Basidiomycota; Agaricomycetes; Boletales; Suillaceae
Product: Alpha/Beta hydrolase protein
Exons: 5
Coding region: 1-1923 (640 amino acids)
Source: RefSeq, a predicted model, not a curated record
AUGAUACUCGAUCGUUCGCAUGUUAUCCUACACCACAGUGUGCUAGGGACCACUUUCAAAGGCAUCGAUCAUCCAAUAUCCACCCCGGAUGUACCCAUACACCAAUUCCGUGGAAUCAAAUACGCCAAUGUACCAGCUCGCUUUCGUCAAUCGAAACUCGUUGUUUCAUACCCCUCCGCAGUCGAUGCAACACGUCACGGCCCAAUAUGCCCACAGCUUGACCGGAAAAGUCUUGAAGAGGAGCUCAUUGGUCUUGCCGACAGUGAUAUCCCAAGACAAGUCUUCAAACAGGAUGAGUUUGAGUGUCUCAACUUGAACAUUACCUGUCCUGCUGGUCAUCAUCGCGAAUCACAAAUUCCAGUUAUGGUUUGGAUCCAUGGGGGAGGCAACCGUGGUUGUGGCUCAAGUUGGAUCUAUGACGGCGGCGCUCUUGUUAGAAAGAGCAUUUGUAUUGGUUCACCAAUCAUAAUGGUCACAAUCAACUUUCGCAUAGGAGUAUUUGGUGUUGCCGCAAACAUGCAGUUGACAGAAGACAACCGAGCAGCAGGCGACGAAGGUGUGGGAAACUAUGGCCUGCGUGACCAACGUCAGGCUCUAGAAUGGGUGAACCGUUUCAUAGCAGAUUUUGGAGGAGACCCAUCCAAUGUCACCCUAUUCGGACAUUCUUCGGGAGCAGCAGACAUCGUUGCUCACCUGUACUCCAAUGCCAACUUGACUCGCCCCCUAUUUGCUCGGGCAAUUGUUCAAAGCGCGAUCAUCGAGCAUAAUCCUCCAGAACCACAUUCAGCUGGAUGGCAACUGUCUAGAGCAUUGGCUCCACUGCACGCCUCUUCCGUCGCACAACUUCGUGCUAUAGAUCCUGAAACACUUGUCAACGUCAAUCUCCCCUUCCGCGCAGUCGAUGACGGUGUCUUCUUCAGAAAAGGAUUCAAAGAUAUCCUUUUCCCGCCCUCAGAGUCAGAAGAGCCUGCCAGAGAUCCUCUUGACAGAAGUCUGAAUCCUCUGCGGUUUGCCAUUCGCAAGGCGAAAAGCAAGAGUCGAAGUCCGCACCCAAUGAGCAGCUGUCUGCCGGCCGUUCCCCAUACAUCCACCCCUGGUCUCCAGCCUCUCCUUAUCGGUGACUGCGCAUGCGACUCUUCUCUUUGGUCUCAGCCUGCACGUCAGUGGGCCGCACCCGCUGUUGUGCGACGAAUUCGUGCAAUCUGCCAGUCUAUCACAAAAUCCUCUGCUCUUCUCAAUGCUUACGAGAUAGGCUCGCACAUGUUUACGGAAGAUCUUACCGACCGUCUACUUGAGCUCGUGGAGGAUGCACGCAUAGCGUGGCCCACGGAAUGCGUUGUUCAAGCUGCGCAGAGGACUGGUCGACAGGUCUGGCGGUAUAUAUUUGACCAGGAGGGUCCUACACAGGGGAUGCCUCACCAUGCAGCAGACUUGGUAUACUUGUUCGACAACGUCUCGCUUCCAUUAUCACUUUCGCCCUCACCUACUGCUUUUGACCCUGACGAGUCGCUUCCAUCACUCCCGUCGUCAAGAUCGACUUCUGCUGACAUAGGCGAGAUCCCCGACAAGCUGUGCACCAUCGACGAGCUUGACCUCAUGGAUAUCGACAAGUUCUCUUACGGCUCAGAGUCAAGUUGCAGCGGAUGGACCCAGCCCGUUGUUGACGAGUUGAUGUAUGCCCGUGUGCGAGAUGCGAUACAGGAACGGUGGAUCACAUUCGCGCAGGGAGAGCGGCCAUGGGACAAUUCUCGUGGCAAGGUGUACGUUUUUGGCCCUGAGGGCGAAACGGGCGAGCGAAGUGCGGGUAUUUUUGGAGGCAGGCGGCGUCAAAAGAUAUGGGAGGAGAUGCUGAAGCCUUUGGGCAUGACGCUUGUGCAAAAGGUCGCACAAGAACUCAGCAAUGGGCCUGGAUUGCCGCGGUAA